UGCUGCGAUUUAUUUGCGGCAGCGCACGUCGGAAACCCUUGUGGGCAUUGUUUCUGCGGGGAAUGUGGGUGGGCGUGGAUAUCCAAGAACAGAAGACACCCGACUUGCGCGGUCUGUCGGGCUGCGCUGUCUGGUGACAUGCCCAUGAUUCCGAACUUCACCUUAGAUAGCAUGGUCGAAAAGCAUAUCAAUGCUCUUGUCGUGAGCGGCGAUACGGAUUGGCUUGCCGGUGGGUCCAAGUACAGGGAUUGGCAUGAGAGAAAGGAGUACGUCCCUUUAAUCGCCGUGUCAAUGUUGCCGCCAAUAAUCGCUGAUCCUCAGGAAAUGGAAACGAGACGCCGUGAAAAGAGCGGAGAAGCCGAAAACCACGUCUUCCACCAGACUAUUCAUGCAGCCUGUGCCGUUCAUUGGUCUGGCCGAUGGGGAUGA
Messenger RNA from Gloeophyllum trabeum ATCC 11539, 429 nucleotides. RefSeq lists its product as uncharacterized. The record is from RefSeq and is a predicted model, not a curated record. The transcript has 2 exons. NCBI's taxonomy places the organism in Eukaryota, Fungi, Basidiomycota, Agaricomycetes, Gloeophyllales, Gloeophyllaceae. The annotation marks the transcript as partial.